Diutina rugosa is the source of this 1236-nucleotide messenger RNA. RefSeq names its product serine hydrolase domain-containing protein. The transcript has a single exon. The record is from RefSeq and is a predicted model, not a curated record. The coding region runs from base 1 to 1236 and encodes 411 amino acids. NCBI's taxonomy places the organism in Eukaryota, Fungi, Ascomycota, Pichiomycetes, Serinales, Debaryomycetaceae.
AUGGAACCUCGAGCAUCCAAGAAGCUUUCCCGGCACACCAAGAAACUCGUCGAGCGCAUCACGUCGGGAAAACUGCCGUUGAUCAACGCGGUGGUGGCAGGGGUCACCACCACCGAUAAAACCGAGUUUAUCCACGGCCACGGCCUUCGAGACAUGAACGACCCGUCGUCGGUGGUGAGAGACGACGACCAGUUCUGUCUUUACUCAUGUACCAAGAGCAUGACGGCGAUGGCGGCGUUGAUCUUGUACGAAAGAGGCCAGCUCCGCUUGGACGUCCCCGUGAACAAUUACUUGCCGAUGAUUGAUGAGAUAGGCAAAAUCGACCGAGGCCAAGUGAACAAGGAUGACGGUAGUUUCAUCUACCCUCCCGAGAGGCCAGUGAACAAAGUGACGGUGCGCCAACUUAUGCUCCACACUGCGGGGUUCUCGUACGCGUUUCUCAGUAAAGACUACUUCCGACUCGCUCAGGGGAAGUUUCUUGGUGACUCCACCGUCAAUCCCACCCGGGCGUUCUUUACAACCAGCAAUAUCCCCCUCUUAUUCGAACCAGGCACGCAAUGGAUGUACGGGUACAACAUUGACUGGUUGGGGCUUGUGAUUGAAGAAGUGCUGGGUCAGCGACUCGGAGAGUUCCUUCAUGAUAAUGUCUAUCUGAAAGCGGGCAUGGUCGAUACCACCUUCCACCUACACGACACGUCUCGCCUCAUAAAGAUUCACAAACGGGCUCCCGGCACCAAGAAAGUGACGAUGAUGAACGCGUACCAGGCUCCUCGCGACCCGCCUCAAGAUAUGGGUGGUCAGGGAGGCUUUUCCACUGUGGAAGACUACUUAAAGUUUAUUCGCAUUUGGCUUAACUAUGGUACCAGUCCCGAUACUGGAGCCAACAUCUUAUCACGGGCUACAGUGGAAUACGCGAUCCACAACCAUCUUCCCCCGGGGAUCAGAGUUGAUUUCUCCAAUAUUGAAGGAGUCAACCUUCCUAAGGGGCUCAUUGCUGAUGGGUUUACAUUAACUGGAAAUGCCUACAAUACUACCAAUUACGCCACCGGCAGACCUAAGGGCCUGAUAUACUGGCUGGGGUUUGCCAAUCUCUACUACUGGAUCGAUUUCACCAAUGGGGUCGGCGGGUUUUGGGCCGAGCAGUUGAUGCCGUUCGGCGACUUGUAUCUGAUUCUCAAUUACAUUGACUUUGAGAAGUCGGUAUACGAGGCAGUGAAACUGAAGGCCAAGAUUUAG